AUGUCGAGUCCUGCCGAUUCAAAGGCCCCAACGUCGGCUUUUGAGAGCCCCACGUUUGGCGAGGACAGCUCUUUCCAUGUAGAGCAGCCUGUAGGCUCAGCGUCCAUUUCGCCCUGUGGUCGAGACGUGGUUCUAGCCUCUAGAGAGGGUCUCCAUAUCAUCGACCUUGACUCACCAUAUUCACCGCCUCGGUACCUUCCACACCAUACGCCUUGGGAGGUCGCCGAUGUUCAAUGGUCACCUUUUUCGCAUAGAGAUUCCUGGGUCGUUAGCACCUCGAAUCAAAAGGCAUUGGUGUGGAACCUAUCCAUGAAGAGUUGGGAAAACUCUAUAGAAUACGUCUUGCAUGCACACUCACGUGCUAUCACCGAUAUCAACUUUUCUGCCCACCAUGCCGAAAUCCUCGCUACGUGUGCAGUUGACAGCUUCGUCCACUGCUGGGAUCUUCGAACACCGUCCAGGCCUGUCGUCUCGUUUUCCGACUGGUUCGCCGGCGCAACUCAAGUCAAGUGGAACCGCCAGGAUCCUCAUGUGGUUGCAAGUUCACACGACAAAUAUCUACGAAUCUGGGACGAUCGUAUGGGAGCAAUACCGCUCAAAUCUAUUGAAGCUCACAGCACAAAAAUUUAUGGUGUCGAUUGGGAUCGCACACGCCGGGAAGGUAUUGUUACAUGUUCACUGGAUAAAACGAUCAAAGUCUGGAACUCCGAGGGUGAAGCAGACGUUCCUGAGAAGGUCAUUGAAACACGGUUUCCAGUUUGGCGUGCAAGGAAUACACCAUUCGGCUGUGGGAUCCUCGCUAUGCCUCAACGAGGCGACAAUGAUCUCCAUUUGUAUGGUCUCAGCUCAACAGAAGAUCCAUCUGUUCAUACUAUGCCCCUUGUUCAUAGCUUUCCUGGGCACAAAGGACAAGUCAAAGAGUUUUUGUGGAGACCGAGAGGAAAUGUUGUGAAUGGACUAGAUCACCGAGAGUUCCAACUAGUGUCGUGGGGUGCAGACAGAGAGCUAAGACUACACCGAGUUGAUGCGGAUAUUCUUCGCGACGUUGGCUACGAGAACGGAAAGACUGUUGAUUAUAGCAUGCGAUUCACUCGACAAGGCGCUACAUAUAAAACUUUUCGUGAUGAACCAAAUGACGAAAAUCUCGAGGACUCUUUGUACGCAGAAACAGUGAUCUCGGCCGGCACACGGCCUCAGGUUGGUGCUGGUGUUGGGACGAAUAAUGUGUCUACACGUUACUCUCGUGUUAUCAAUCAUAAGAUUCACAUUGAAUCCAGGAUUGGCAUGCAGGGACGCACACAAAUUCGGGCCAAUACUAACCCGAUCGCUUGGAUGCGGGGUGUAAAGAUUUCUGUCUGGGACGUCGAAACGUUAGGUGACGAGAUCACACAUGUGGGCGAAAAGUUUUCCAAAGUAGAUUUCGAGACAGUGGAUGUUCGUCAAAGAAAAGUGACAAUCUCCUUGCAUGGGCCCUGGGCAGCAGAAGGAACCUCGCUCUUUCUCAAACUCGAUAUCAAAUUCCCGGAAGAUUAUCCGCGCUCGGCCAUACCUACUUUCAAAAUUCAAAAGACCUCUGCCAUGACAAACGAGCUAUCGGAAAAGAUAGUAUCUGAGCUGCGAACAAUCUCGGAGACAUACAUGUCUCGAAAACGGGGAUGUCUUGAAGGUGCACUUCGUUAUCUUCUCGGAGAAAGCAGUCUCGAAGAGAGCAUUGCUCUGGUACUCGGGGAGACUAUUGAUACCAUCAAGUCCCCAGUUGCGGGACUAGAGGACGACGAGUCCAGCGAUGAGGAUGAAGACGUUGGUCAAUUUGAUAAACAGGAUCUCAGCAUGAGUUCUGAGUUGCUGCGCCCUAUCAAUGCCAAUGUCAUGGUCCCUGUUGCUAAGGUCUGCGGUGCUACCUGGAGCCACGACGGUCGCCUCGUCUGCUUUUUCCCGCCGAAGAAAGACAAGCCUGGUUCUCUAUUCGACUCCCUUGGCUUCAAGGACAUAAGUCGGCUCACCCGUAAUGAUAGGGUCUUCGAGGGAUUCGGCCGCUUGCAUACAAGCUCGCCUGGCCGCCUACCCACCAGAAAAGCACUUGGCACAAUGAGUACAACCGAUGAUGGCGGCUCAGAUUACUCUGACGACUCAGAUACGGCUUCAUCAAGCUCGUCUGAUUCCUCAGGCAUGAUACUUGGCUUACCCAAUCGAUAUCAGACCGCCUCUAUGUGGCGUAGUGUUGGGACCCUCGGUACCUAUCGUACAAGAUCCGCUGACAAUUCCCAAUUAUCUACAGUUGGUGGACCCGCAGUCACCAUCGGUACAGUGAAAUCGUCAGACUCCGCACACAACAUCAUUGCCAUCCACGAUUUUAGUGACUUACUGCCUGCAAAGAGAGCCUUGGCUGGUCAGUACAAGAUAUUCGGACGCGGUGCUGAUGUUUGUGCGCAUAACGCAGCAGUGGCUGCGGACUCGGGAUAUCAUCAUCUAGCCCAGGUCUGGGGCUUGUUAAAACUGGUCCUACAAAACCAUGGCGAUUCACGAUCUCAGCAUAUAAACACGGACGUCCUUGCGGGGCGAUUGGGGGGCCAAGUGGCGUAUAAUUCCAUUAAGACGAAGCAAGCUUCGAAAGGGGUGCUACAUCGAUUUGGUUUCAACAAUAGCGCCUUCGGAGGCCGCUGGCUAAUCAAUGCGCUCUUUGACCACUUUGAACAAGUAGGAGAUGUUCAAAUGCUCGCAAUGCUUUCUUGCAUUCUUCAUGAGCAAUCUUUGCGCAAUCGAUUCGGUCGGCGACGAGACAAGGAAGUAUCCUUCAGUCAGCAAGCACAUAGUCCGAUUGCUUUGGACUUCUUCUCUUCGAAAGUCCCUGAUAGCAAGUCUCAGGCUGCGACUCCAAUGACCUCAUACUCGAGAGAUAGCGUCAAUAUCAGUGCGCUACAAAGUCCUGAGAUUCAAGCCGAGCAGUGGAACAGUAUGGGCACCACACCGCAUUCCAGCUCAGCGUCUCCUAUUGCAACACAUUCAAGGCUAUUAGGAGGCAAGACCCCUGCACUCUCUAUUUCCGCGUCACCAGAUAGUCAUGGUCCAUCCCGACUUGGUUCAGGAGUGGGUACGGCACUUGCAUCGUCGUUAUCACGAUCAUUCACAUUUGGCCCUUCUGCUGCCUCUUCGCCGCCAACAACAAGUGCUAAGAAAAAGACCAGUCCAAUAGGAAGCCUGAACAUUCCAGCGGCGGUCGGAUGGAGUGCUUCUCAACUGCUGAACAGAGCUGUCUCAGCGAUACCAGAAUACCUCAACUCUUCGAUGGUGAUUACAUCAAGAAGUCAUUCGGAGGCGGAUAGCGAAAAGAAGAAAGAUGCACGUAAACCGAUGAGGCUUCAUGUAUCACACAAGAAUCGCACCGCGUUUGACGCGGAUGAUUCUCCGGCCAGUCCGUUCAUCGACCGCAAAAGAGAAGCAUUGUUUCAAACAUACCGCAACUCAUACGCUAAUUUACUUUUUGUCUGGGAACUACCAAUCCAGCGGAGCGAGUGGGACAACGUCAAAAUCAAACACCCAAGCAGCUGUCGUCAUUCGAAACUCGUGGUCAAGAAGAUACGUCAGGUGAUACUCUCGAUGUCCAACGACACUGUGCUGAGUGCGGGCAUGCCCUCUUCAGAUCUGUUUUCUCUUCUGUUAAGCCAGAAGAUUUUAGUGGCAAAAUGGUGA
Messenger RNA from Talaromyces amestolkiae, 3690 nucleotides. RefSeq lists its product as uncharacterized. Gene Ontology annotation, molecular function: protein binding. Lineage: Eukaryota; Fungi; Ascomycota; Eurotiomycetes; Eurotiales; Trichocomaceae. The coding region runs from base 1 to 3690 and encodes 1229 amino acids. The record is from RefSeq and is a predicted model, not a curated record. The transcript has 2 exons.